Molecule: messenger RNA, 1098 nt
Organism: Prorocentrum cordatum
Lineage: Eukaryota; Dinophyceae; Prorocentrales; Prorocentraceae
Source: the annotation of a GenBank genome assembly
GUGUGGCGCCAGGGCACCGUCGUCGCCCUGGGCCCCGACGCGGCCACCGUGGAGACCCGCACGCCCCCAGGCGCGCCGCUCUCCGCCAGUGGCGCCCCGCGGGGCGCCGCGCCGUUCUCGGCGCGGGGCGCCGCGCCGCCGCCAUCGGCGAGGGGCGCCGCGCCGCUGUCGGCGAGGGGCUGGCGGGGUAGCCCGGGCGACGUGGCCGCGCCCUGCUCGCCGAGGCCCGGCGUGGAGCACGUCGAGGUGCCGCUGCGGCGGGCCAGGGGCGGCGCGGCGCUGCACCCCUGUGGCGGAGCGCACGGGGGAGCGCUGUCCUGCAGCGACUUGGGCCACCUGCCCCUGCUGCACGAGCCGGCCAUCCUGCACGCGCUGCAGCUGCGCUUCAAGGAGGGCCUGGUGUACACGCUGACGGGCCCGGUGCUCCUGGCGGUGAACCCGUUCCGGGAGCUGCCGGGCCUCUACGGCGCGGAACAGUUGGCGCGCUUCGCGGAGCCCCCCGCAGAAGAGGUGGCCGCAGCAGCGGCGGCCCCCUCGGGGAGCGGCAGCUCCGCUCCCCACAUCUACGGGGUCGCCCAGGCCGCCUACUACGGCGUGUGGCACCGAAGGGUCCACCAGACGGUGCUGGUCUCCGGGGAGAGCGGCGCGGGUAAGACCGAGACCACCAAAUUCGUGAUGCGGUUCUUGGCGCUGGCUGGUGGCGGCGGGGCGGAGUCGUCGAUGUCGGACGUCGAGCGGCAGGUGCUGCAGUCGAUCCCGGUGCUGGAGGCGAUGGGCAAUGCGAAGACGCUACGCAACGAAACUCUUCGCGCUUCGGCAAGUUCAUCGAGCUCCAGUUCGGGCGCGGGGCCUCCUGGCGGCGGCCGAGCGGCGGAGCGGCCCUGGCCUGCCCGCCGAGGCUGGUCGGCGCCCGCACGCACACAUACCUGCUGGAGAAGGUCCGGGUCACUUCGCAGCAGGAGGGGGAGCGCAGCUUCCACGUGUUCUAUCAGGCCCUCGCGGCGGCCUCCCGCGACGCACCCGCUGGCCCGGCCGCGGGCGACGGCCUGUCCCUCGGGGGCGCGGCGGCCUUCGGGCCAGAGGACUUCGAGUACCUGA